Molecule: messenger RNA, 1178 nt
Organism: Perca fluviatilis (European perch)
Lineage: Eukaryota; Metazoa; Chordata; Actinopteri; Perciformes; Percidae
Gene: malsu1
Product: mitochondrial assembly of ribosomal large subunit 1
Exons: 4
Coding region: 78-806 (242 amino acids)
Biological process (GO): negative regulation of translation; negative regulation of ribosome biogenesis
Cellular component (GO): mitochondrion
Molecular function (GO): ribosomal large subunit binding
Source: RefSeq, a predicted model, not a curated record
UUACUUCCUGUUUUUAGCUCAUUUUAGCAUAGGUUCGUGGAUGGCAUUGACUGAAGUGUUAUGUUGUACGAGUUAAAAUGAAUAUGAAUAUGCUAAGUCGCUCUAAGAAGCUGGUAUCCUCGGUAUUUAAAAGUAGCGGUUUACUGGAGCAAACCGGUGUUUUUAGAAGCAUCAGUUCGAUCCCCAAAUCUCGUGACAGUCUGUGUUUGCCUCGACGUUUUACAUCAAGUUUAUCCUCAUGUCCGCACUGGCAUCAUGUCUCCGCCCGUCACUUAGACACAAAACGAUUUUAUUCAGAGAUGUGUAGUGAAAGCAGUGAUUCCAAGAGCAGCACUGGCCUGUUUCAAGAGGUAUCGCAUGAGAUGGACUGUGACAGCAGUUCCCUGAGUCAAAGAUCCUCUGAGACAUUCACUCUCGAUGUGCUGGUGUCUUUACUGCGUCAGGAAAAUGCAGUGGACAUCUGUGUGAUUAAAGUACCAGAGCAGAUCAAAUACACAGAGAACUUCAUUGUUGUCAGCGGUGUAUCGCCGAGACACCUCCGCGCAAUGGCACUUUAUGCCAUCAAAGUGUAUAAGUUUCUAAAGAAAGAUGGCGCUCGGAAUGUCAAGAUCCAAGGAAAGGAUGCAGAGGACUGGAUGUGUAUUGACUUCGGGAAUAUGGUUGUUCACUUCAUGCUUCCAGAGACCCGAGAAGUUUACGAGCUGGAGAAACUCUGGACUCUCCGCAUGUAUGAUGAGCAGCUGAUGAGCAUGCCCACGGAGACGCUACCAGAAGACUUCAUAUAUGAUGUGGAAGUAACAAAAUGACACAUCAUCUAAGUUGUGAACAGACUUUACUGCUUUGUCACUUUGGAUGCAUCAUUUCCUAUCCCUGUGAGUAGAACUAAAAGCAUAUAUUUUUUUUUUUUGUCACUUAAAUUAUAAAAAAAAACAUUUUGUUUGGAAUUAAGAAAUUAAAAUGGGUUGUACAGCAACACGGUAGGAAUCACUGCCCCGUCAUGUUGAUUAAUUGUGUACACCUUUCCUUUUCAUAUAUUAUUUGACCGAUAGAGGGCAUCAGGUGGUAUUUGUAAAAUCACAGUGUUUGUUUGAAUGUUGUUGUUUUUUUUGGAGUCAUGGAGAAAAUGUGUAGGUUUUAACAUAUUGUUAUGGUUAAAAAUAAAUUAUUUUAAUACCGUU